Engraulis encrasicolus (European anchovy) is the source of this 1588-nucleotide messenger RNA. It is a transcript of the gene mtres1, whose product is annotated as mitochondrial transcription rescue factor 1. Gene Ontology annotation, biological process: regulation of mitochondrial transcription. Gene Ontology annotation, molecular function: RNA binding. NCBI's taxonomy places the organism in Eukaryota, Metazoa, Chordata, Actinopteri, Clupeiformes, Engraulidae. The record is from RefSeq and is a predicted model, not a curated record. Bases 452 to 1162 code for a protein of 236 amino acids. The transcript has 3 exons. Gene Ontology annotation, cellular component: mitochondrion.
UAUUAUUGUCAAGAAGGUGAAGGAGCAAAGUGGCGACGGCGGGUUGCCUCCAAGUUCAGCCAAAAUUAGGUAAUAUUUCGUUUCAUUGCGCAGUCCGUAGCUUUCAAUAUGCACUUUUGAGUGGUGUGAGAGCUAUGGCGAAGAAUCGCAGCUGCAAAUGUUUUCCCACUGCGGAUGUUCUCAAGCCAGAAGUUGUUAGCUGAACAGGUUUGCUAAUGUAGUGGUGUGAACAGUUCGUUUGCAUUUUCUUUUUCAGUGGUAAGGUUAUUGCGUGCCCUGUAGAUUACUUACUUUGCAUGUUAACUGAAGCACUACAGUUCGAAAAACUCAGCUAACAGAUGACAACAUUUUGAAUGACAUUAAACGAGUGCCCAGUCAUUUUUAGUCCUCCUACUGUUAGCUGUCACUCUUUGAAACUGUUGAAGCCAUCCUUCAUUAUUCCACACCUUGUAUGUCUUCGACGACAGCUUGCGGCGACACCAUGCAGAGUUUGUUGCCCGCAUUGACUUUGAGGCAGCUGGGACGCCUGAACUCCGUGCAGCUGUUGUCCACGGGCCAUGGACCAGUUUGGAGCUCGUGGUGCCCUCGGACAUUGCAUGCACGUCAACUGUGGGGCUCGGUUGGCCCCAUGACGCUUAGAACACAAGCUUUCCCGGCAGUGAGGGAAUGUACCUCUGGCUGGUCCAUACAUCAAGCAAGGUACAAAAGCAGCAGAAAAAACAGCCAGAAAAAAGUUCAAACGCAGCAGGAAGAGGAGGAUACCGACGACGAGGAAGAUGCUAGCGACUACGAGGACGAGCUUCAGGAUGACCCAGGGUUACCAAAGGACUACAAAGACACUGAGAAAAAUGUGCAGUCCUUUCGAUAUGACCUCAUUCUGAAAUCUGGCCUGGACAUGGCACGAAACAAAGUAGAGGAUGCCUUCUAUGGGAACAAGCUGCUGUUAAAUGGCCUGAAACUAAUUAAGAAGAGCAAAACAGUGAAAGUAGGAGAUACUUUGGACCUUAUACUGAGUGAGGACAAAGAACUGAACUCUGUCAACCUAAGAAGAGUCAUCUUCAAAAAAGUUGUAGGAGAAACAAGAGAUUCUGAGAAAUAUAAGGUCAUCCUGAGGACGUGGAAAAAUCUCCAGUUACCCACCAAAGAUGUUUUCAAGAAUUGACGGAAUAUCCUGAAAAUCCAACUGGAUUUAUGAACUUGUGUGAUUCUGCAGUGUGGAAGAGUUUUUAUUGGAAGGUUACGCUUCUCUGGUAGCUAUGUCAGACACCCUUAUAACAUGGUUUUUUGUAUCACUGUUUUUCUGCUUUGAAGGAAAGGGGUUGUUUGGGGAUUACACAGACAUAAUACCGUAGGUGGAGGUGUUAUCACAAAAUACACCAGCAACCUGCACAGUGAUUUCUGUUAACUUUUCUUUGUAUGUCCAUAUUACAUGAAGUUGUUGUGGGUCUUUGUGGAUAUCUGGUUGUUAUUGGAGUUGUCUGAUUUGUAGAUAUAUCUCCAUCAUGAUUGAGCAGCACAUAUUCUGUUGUGGCAUUGGUCAUGACUGUUAAGCACUUAACCAUAAUAAAACAAAACAUGAGAAAUGAAA